Messenger RNA from Drosophila bipectinata, 699 nucleotides. It is a transcript of the gene Csl4, whose product is annotated as exosome component 1 Csl4. The record is from RefSeq and is a predicted model, not a curated record. Gene Ontology annotation, cellular component: nuclear exosome (RNase complex); cytoplasm. NCBI's taxonomy places the organism in Eukaryota, Metazoa, Arthropoda, Insecta, Diptera, Drosophilidae. Gene Ontology annotation, molecular function: RNA binding. Gene Ontology annotation, biological process: RNA processing.
GCGAAACGCACGCUGUGUAAAUGCGGCCUUGUUGUUUUUAAAUUUUUUAUUUCAAAUAUCUGUUAAAACAUGAGUUCAACAGGCGAGGAGCCCAUAGUGUGUCUUCCGGGAGAGCGGCUUUGUAGAAUUGAAGAUAACAUAGUCCUGGGUAUAGGGACGUACGAACAGAAUGGAUAUAUUUAUGCCUCCAAAUCGGGAAUUGUAAACAUCGAGGAAUCGGGAGAAAAUUGUCAGGUGGUGAACGUACACAAACCUGGCUUCCAUCUAACAAUACCAACCACCGGCGAUAUAGUUACUGCUCGCGUCCUAGUUACCACUCCGAAAUUCGUCAAGUGUGCAAUUUUCUGUGUGCGGAACGUACUUUUGGAAAACAGCUACCGUGGUCUCCUACGAAAGGAGGAUGUUCGGGAAACGGAGAAGGACCGUGUCGACAUAUAUAAAUCAUUCAAGCCAGGCGAUGUGAUCCUAGCACGUGUCAUCAACCAAAUGGAACAAUCGUUUCUUCUGACCACGGCCGAGAAUGAACUGGGGGUGGUAAUCGCCUACGCCAGCGAUGUCCGUAAGACCCGAGUUCCUAUGGUUCCCGUGGGAUGGAGCGAGAUGCAGUGCCCACUGACCACAAUCAAAGAGUCCCGAAAAGUGGCUAAAGUGCUGCCGGAAAGCUCAAUAAAUACAUAAAUUAAUGUGAACAAAAAAAAA